Messenger RNA from Schizosaccharomyces osmophilus, 1728 nucleotides. RefSeq names its product exocyst complex subunit Exo84 (gene exo84). Gene Ontology annotation, cellular component: exocyst. The transcript has 4 exons. Gene Ontology annotation, biological process: exocytosis; intracellular protein localization; Golgi to plasma membrane transport. The record is from RefSeq and is a predicted model, not a curated record. NCBI's taxonomy places the organism in Eukaryota, Fungi, Ascomycota, Schizosaccharomycetes, Schizosaccharomycetales, Schizosaccharomycetaceae. The coding region runs from base 1 to 1728 and encodes 575 amino acids.
AUGUCAAACGAACACCUGAAUGCUGCCGAUGAGCUUUCCAAACUCAAAUAUUUAAAUAUAACGGCGGAUGAAACUUCUGAAGACAGGCUGUCUCCUACUCGGCUUCGAGUUGGCACAUCUAAAACAGAUGACAUUUACCGACAGAAGCGCCAAACGAAACAUAUUAUGUCAAAAAAUGAAGUAUUUCUGAAUCCAAAAUAUUUUGAUAAUGAAGAUUAUGACCCUCAGACCUAUUUAAAUGAUAUAUUGCAUGAUGCUACAGAAGAGGAGUUUGUUUCUUUGUAUAACAAACUGUUACGCAUCCACAUGGGUGUCCGAAAGAAUUUGGAGAAGAACUUUUACAAAAAUCUUAACGAGUAUGUCUUUAUUUCCAGCGAAGUAAAUAAUUUGAGCCAAGAACUGGGACGGUACAAGUCGCUACUAGGCGUAUUGGAGGAGAAUAUUGAACGGCUAAGCUUAGUUGAGCUUUCGCAGCACCCUUCUGACGAGAAUUUAAAACGAUCCAUGCGACGAUUGGAAACUGUCAUUGAUGGUUGCAAUGAGGAGUUUUGGAAAAGUCCCAAUAGAAGCUUGAUUACAAAACAAGGACGUUGGACACUCAUUAAUCCUAGAAACCAGAGAGUUCGUUUGAUUGCCAAUCUUUACUUAUUCAAUGAUUGCAUUCUUCUUACUUCUUCACAUUCUUUGGAUAAAGAAAAGAAAAUCAAAGAACAAACUCUCUAUCAAUGGAAUCUUAUUGACUCUACAAUUUCUCCAAUUGAAACUACUGAACAAGUGGAUGACGAUGCUAUUUCCAACUUGGACAAAGACACAAACUUAUCCUAUGUUACCGUCAUGUGUAAUAAAAAUGUAUUUGUGCUUGGGAACAGCAACCUUGAAGAACGAGACUUCUUUAUUCGUCAAACUAGACAAUACCAAGCUCAGCAGCUCCUUGAACAUACCCAAAAGAGGGUGGAUGACACCCAAUUGAAACUAGAGCUCGAACAUUUUAUCAAAGAAGAGCAGGCAAACUUAUCGUCAUACACGUCUUUUCAGCUGCUUUGUAAAACUAUUGAUUCACCAUUACUUUUACAAUCUUACGCCUUCAAAAGGGAAAUUUUGCAGGAUCUUUUUGAACAAUUUAACCAGUUAGACAACUUUAUUUCUCUUCGCCGAUAUUCUGAUGCUAUACACAUACUUAAUUUACUGAGAAACCGCUUACAACGAGAAAGAAUUCAACAAUUACUGUCGGAUUUUUUAAUGGACAAAUUAGAGUAUAAGACUGAGGAGUUGAAAGAGCUAUUCCUGCAUCAAAUUGGAUUCCCAGGGAUUGGAGUUACGCAAGGAAAACAACUUGUUAAAUAUUUACGAUCCAUUGGGUUUGAAAACGAUGCACGAAAAGAAUUCUUUAAAUCUCGUGAAAAACAGCUCAAACAGAAAUAUUACAAUGUUCAAUGGGAAAAGGACAUAUCAAACUUAGUUACCACCAGCUCGUUUAUUGUUUUUCGGUAUAUGGCCCACAUUACUCGUCUGUAUACUCAAAUGUUCGAGAUAAAAAAACCAGAUUCACUUUAUCGAAACUGGUUGUACUGCCAGGUUGAAAAUUUGGUAUUUUUUAUCGAAAAUCAGUACAAGGGGUAUCCUCGUGAUAAAUCGUACGCUGAAGCGAUAUCAAAAAUUACGACGUAUACUACAGAAUUGAAGAACAUGAAGUUAGAUAUAUCCCCAAUUCUUCAGCGACUUUUAUAA